This is a messenger RNA of Silurus meridionalis, 12202 nucleotides long. RefSeq names its product reelin (gene reln). The record is from RefSeq and is a predicted model, not a curated record. NCBI's taxonomy places the organism in Eukaryota, Metazoa, Chordata, Actinopteri, Siluriformes, Siluridae. Gene Ontology annotation, biological process: central nervous system development; neuron migration. Gene Ontology annotation, molecular function: lipoprotein particle receptor binding. The coding region runs from base 820 to 10749 and encodes 3309 amino acids. The transcript is spliced from 61 exons.
AGAAAUUGUUAUAUUUAUUGCUGAUUAGAAAAAUAUUUACAGGACAGCAUCAGGAUUGAGCUUCAGAUCAAUGGUUUUGAUCAUGAUACAGAUAAUUCAUAUGAUUAACAGAUACAGAUAAUUCAUAUGGUUACCAGAUACAGAUAAUGCUGUACUCGCUCAUCCCUUGUGUGUAUGUAGCUUAAUAAUUUUGUAAUAUUUAUAACACUAGCUUACUACUUUUAUUUUUAUUUUUUUAUGAAAUACAGCAAAAACGUGUCAGACACUCAGUGUCUGGUUACUGGUUAGAGACAGCUGAAGGUUUAAAAAAGAAAAAAAAUCUCCGACAGGCAGAGACGCAAGCACCAAGUCUGAACGAACCCACGUUUACCAGAACUCUACUGGUUAGUAAGUACGUAUUAUUAACGUUACAACCUGAAGUAAAAAGCUGAAGAAACCCUAAACGUUAACGGAAAAGAGCCGCGAACCCGAGUGACUGAGGAAGAGACAGAGAGCUGUUGUGUGUGUGACUGUGAGUGAGCAGAGCGGAAUCUGUAUGUGUGUAGGGGAGGGGCGCUGUGACUAGCCUAUCACAGAACGCUGACACAAUCAGAUACCCAAUGAUGAUUUUCAUUCAAUCCGAGCACAGAUAUUCACUCGUAUUACUCGUAUAAUACUCGUACUCGGCCCAAGUGCUUUAUCCGUACCGGAUACUCGUUUCAGCCGAGUAUCCGGCUCAUCUCUACAUUAUACAAGUAUAGUAGCUUGAAUUUUGCGAACUUCUAAGUCACCUUUCCAUGACCCGGCCAUCUCCCCAGGAGGGGAAGAGUGUGCUCAAGGAUGGCUCCUACAGAACCACCACUGCAGCCUAGUUUAGCCGAAAUACAUGGAAGUCAUGCAAUUUUCCGUGAUGAUUUUGACUCUAAUCUGCAGGGAGAACUAGAUGGCAAUAUCUGGUGGGUAUUCGGGACACCACUUAGACAUUUUAUUUUCAAAAUGAUAGUAACUCUGUCUUGUCUUCUCAGGUCAAACUGUAGUAACUGUGAAGUGGGGGAGCAGUGUGAUGUGAUCUUAUAUGGUAAAGCUGUCACUUUCUGUGAACCCUUUGGGGAAAGAAAGCUGAUUACAGUGGCUCUUAAUACAAGCACUGCUUCAGUAUUACAGUUUGCACUGGGCUCUGGAUCCUGCCAUUUUAGUUAUUCAGAUCCCAGCAUAAUUGUCUCCUGUAGACUAAACAGUUCAAGUGGCUGGACCAUCUUGGAAAAAAUCAGAGCACCCAGAAAUAUCAGCACAGUGGUACAUCUACUUACUGUGCCACCAAGCUGCAAGGGAGAGGCUGUGCACCUAAGGUGGUUCCAGGAGGCUGCAUCUGAGCCUAAUGGUUAUGAGUCCUGCUGGGGACUGGAUAACAUACUGCUGGUCAACAUGGCCCACAAACCCACCAUAUUAGAGGAUAACCUUGAUCCUCCUGAUACUGCUAACUGGAUCUUUUUCCCUGGAGCAACUAUAAAGCAUGCCUGCCAGUCAGAUGGAAGUUCCAUGUAUUUCCAUGGUGGAAAGGGAGUGAUGCAAAGCUAUACUUCCACCCGGGACAUUGAUCUCCACCAAGAGGAAGAACACCACUACUGGGAGGAGGACUUUGAGAGCCCACCUAAGGGCUGGAACAUUGAGGGAGCAGUGCAUGGUACUCAGUGUGGAGAAAUUAAGUCAGGUUAUGCACUAGUGUUCCUUGGGUAUGGAAACAGAAAAGUGUGCACCCCCUACCUGGAUACAACAAUGUAUGGCAACUUACGCUUCCGUUUUACUAUGGGUGCAGGAGGCUGUGAUCCAGGGGAGUCGCAUGACAAUGAUGUUAUUCUUUUUGGCCAAUUAAAAGGCAGACGACAUGUUCUGUUGGACACACUUCAUUUUUCAGCCUACAAGACCCCUACUGUGGUGUCUGUAGCUUUGCCUACAGAGCUUCAGAAUCCUGUAACUCAGUUUUGUCUGGAACAGAGGUUUCAUGGUGGAGCCAAUCAUCAUGUCUGGGCACUGGAUUACCUGCAGCUUCUGCCAGUGAUGCCUGAUGUUUACACACAUAUGGCCCAGUUUUCUAUUAAUCUUGGAUGUGGCUCCUACCAGCCCACUAACAGCAUCAAUUUGGAGUUCUCAACUAAUCAGGGACGAUCCUGGUCCCUUUUGCAUAUGGAGUGUCUACCUGAGUUAUGUUCUGGACUUCAUCUUCCACACAGCACAAUCUACUCAUCUAUCAACUACAGCAGUGGGUGGACAAGGAUUUCUGUUGCUCUUCCCAAUGCUGCCCUCACAGAGAGCACUCAGUUUCGCUGGAUACAGACUGGAAGUGGGAUUGGCAAUAUGUGGGCCAUUGACGAUGUAUAUAUCGGCCCAGCCUGUCUUCAUUUUUGCUCAGGGAGAGGACAGUGCUCACGCAGUGGAUGCAAGUGUGACUCAGGGUUCAGUGGGCAAGCUUGUGAAAUAGCUACUCAGACCUUUCCUGCAUUUUUAUCAGAGGGGUUUUCUAGUCCAAGGCUCUCCUCUUACCACAGCUUUUCAUCUGUGAAUGGGGCAGAAGUCAGCUUUGGCUGUGGAGUUUUAGCCAGUGGGAAAGCCUUGGUCUUUAAUAAAGGCAGCAGGAGACAUUUGGUUACCACUCUACUAGAUGGAUCUCAGGCCAGGUACCUACAGUUCACUCUGAGGUUGGGCAGUCGGAGUACCCUUAGUUCCUGUCCUGCCCCAGAUCAGCCUGGGGAAGGAUUGCUGCUGCAUUACUCUUCAGAUAAUGGUAUCAACUGGAACUUGCUACAGCAUUACUCUUAUGAAGGCUACCAUGAGCCCAGGAUUGUGUCAGUAGAGCUCCCACCUGAUGCUAAGAAGUUUGGGGUACAGUUCCGCUGGUGGCAGCCACACCACUCAGGAAGUGGACAAGAUGUUUGGGCACUAGAUGAGAUCAGUAUGACAUCUGUGCUUUUUAACACCAUUAGUCUGGACUUCAGUAAUGUGUUGGAUGUCACACAAAGUCUGGGAUUCUACUUGGGCCAUGUGCAGCCAUACUGCCAGCAUGACUGGACUCUCAGUUUCUCUGGAGAAAGUACACUUGGCCCCAGUAUUCGCUAUGUGGAGACUCAGUCCAUGCAGAUUGGGGCUUCCUACACAUUGCAGUUCUCCCUAAUAAUGGGCUGCGGUCGUGAGCCUUCCCCCCAUAUUGACACACAGAUUCGACUUGAGUUCUCUACUAAUCAUGGCUUGACCUGGCACUUAGUAAAACAGGUAUGUCUACCAGGCAUGCCAAGUUGUCCUGAGUUUACUGCUCCCAGUGUCUACCAUCCUUCUGAGUUCAUUGCUUGGAAAAGGAUCACCCUUCCUCUACAUCAAAAAACAUGGUCUAGUGCCACAAGAUUUCGCUGGAUCCAAAACUUCUACAGUGAGCAAGAUGAGUGGGCCUUAGAUAAUAUCUACAUUGGGCAGCAGUGUCCUCUAAUGUGCAAUGGGCAUGGCUGGUGUGACCAUGGUCACUGCAGGUGUGAUGAUGGCUUUUCUGGUACAGAUUGCCAGCCUAACUCACCGUUGACAUCCAGUGUGUUGUCAGAUUUUGAGUCCCUGGAAUUACUAAAGACCACAUGGCAGGAGGUUAUUGGUGGGGUGGUGGUGACCCCUGACGAGGGUUGUGGUGUUGUAUCAUCUGGAUCGUCUUUGUAUUUUAGCAAGGCUGGAUUGAGACAGCUAGUCAGCUUGAACUUGGAUACAGAAUGGGCAGAGUUUGUGCAAUUCUACUUGCGUGUGGGUGGUGACUGGGCCGAGUGUAAUCAACCUGACAGCAGGGAGGAGGGCGUGCUUCUCCAAUAUAGUAACAAUGGGGGCAUUACCUGGGGUCUGAUUGCAGAACUGUACUUCACUGACUUUACCAAGCCUCGGUUUGUCCACUAUGAGCUACCACUCUCUGCUAAGACACCAUGUACGCAAUUCCGCUGGUGGCAACCCCUCCAUUCGGGUCAGGGUUAUGAUCAAUGGGCCAUUGAUGAUAUCAUUAUUUUCUCUGAGAAGGAGAAACUUGUCAUUCCACUGGCUAAUCCUACUCUUCCUCAGAACUUUUAUGAGAAGCCAGCAUUUGAUUACCCACUGAACCAAAUAAGUUUAUGGCUGAUGCUAGGUAAUGAGGGAAUGGACAAAGAACGAAAUAGCAGUUUUUGUGCCCCAUCACCUUCAGCCAUGGUAUUUGGAAGAUCCGACGGAGAUAGAGUAGCUGUGACCCGAGACAUUGCCCUCCGACUUGGCUACACGUUGCAGUUUAAGUUAAACAUAGGCUGCAAAUCAGAGUUCAGUGCCUCAGCACCCAUAAUGCUCCAAUAUUCUCAUGAUGCUGGGCACACAUGGGCUCUGGUUCAGGAUGGCUGUUUCGCAGGAGCAGGCUGUAAAGGCAGUGGGCAUGAGUUUACAGAGCCAACUAUCUACAAUGUUGGAGACUAUGAAAGAUGGACCAGAGUAACAGUUGUAAUUCCACGCAAUGUGGCUGCAAGCAAGACACGUUUUCGAUGGAUCCAAGAAAGCAGUGUUUUUCAGGAUGCCCCUGCAUUUGCGUUGGACAGUGUUUACAUCUCUGAUCCUUGCCCUAAUUAUUGUGGGGGUCAUGGGGAUUGCAUAUCAGGAGUGUGCUUCUGUGACAUGGGAAUGGAAGUGGAGCAGGAUAGCUGUGUGCCCUCUGUGCCAAGUCCCACUGAGUUGGCAGAGGACUUUGAAGGAAAGUUAAGUCCCCUCUGGCAAGGAAUUAGUGGGGCUCAGAUAAGGGAUGGUUGUGGUAGCAUCAGUGAUGGAAAGUCCCUCUAUUUUAGCAGUUCUGGGAGGCGAGAGGCUCGUACUGUACCAAUGGACACCACUAGCUCAAGACUUGUUCAAUUCUACAUUAGGCUUUGUGGAAAGAACACAAGCCCAGCCUGCAUCAGGCCUAAUUCUUGCAAUAAAGGAGUGAUUGUCCAGUACUCCACUAAUAAUGGGGUUCAGUGGAAAUUCUUGCGUAUGCUAGAUUUUGGCUCAUUUCUAGAACCACAAGUUGUGACCAUUGAACUGCCGUCUCAAGCAAAAACACCUUACACUGUGUUCCGCUGGUGGCAAUCCAAACAAGGAAAACACUCAGUUCAGUGGGCACUUGAUGAUGUUCUGAUUGGUAUGAAUGAUAGUUCCAGGAGUGGCUUCCAUGACAAGUUUGAUAGCACAUCACCCUUAAGACACAAUUGGUUUAGAGUGGUGGGUGGAGAGGUGACAGCUGAUUGUCUGUCUUUGGACACAGCCCUGGUCUUCCACACUGAUUUAGAAGAAAUGAAUCUCCGUUAUGCUGAGAGUUGGGACUUUGAGGUGUCAGCGUCUUCAUUUCUGCAGUUUGAUCUGAGCAUAGGAUGCAAUAAAGCUGUGACACCAACCCACGGUGUCCACUUGGAGUUCUCCACUGAUUGUGGACACCACUGGACAUUGGUUACACCUGAGUGUAUACCGCCUGCUAUUGGAUGUGCCAGAUAUAUGCAGAGCUCCAUCUUUAGUACUCCCCAGUAUUCCCAAUGGAGGAGGGUCACUGUUUAUCUACCCACUGCAGCCAAUUCACCUAGGACAAGGUUUCGCUGGAUCCAACCUCGCUUCACUCCUGGAGUUGAUAGCUGGGCUCUGGACAAUGUGAUACUCUCAUCUGGCUGUCCCUGGAUGUGUUCAGGGCAUGGCCUUUGUGACAAUGGACACUGCAUAUGUGACAGAGGUUAUGGUGGGGUUCACUGUGUGCCCAUGGCUCCCCUGCCCUUUGUGCUUAGGGAAGACUUCAACGAAAAUCUGGAUCCAGAAAUCUGGCCUGAAAUGUAUGGAGCAGAACGUGGUAUGUUGAAUGGAGAGCCUCUUAAAUCAGGCACCGCUCUCAUAUUUAAAGGGGAAGGAUUGCGCAUGCUGGUUUCACAAGAUCUGGACUGCACAAACACUCUGUACAUCCAGUUUUCAUUAAAAUUUAUUACAAAAGGAAUUCCAGAUCAUUCUCACUCGUUGUUGCUACAGUAUUCAGUAAAUGGAGGAAUUUUCUGGCUACUGAUGCAUGAGUUCUACUUUCCUUCCUCCACUGACCCUCUGUUUCUGCAUCUGCCACUGCCUCCGACAGCUCAGACUAAUGCUACACGGUUCAGACUAUGGCAGCCUUACCAUAAUGGCAAAAAGGAGGAAGUGUGGGUCAUUGAUGAUCUCAUCAUUGAUGGCCACUCCUUGAACAAUUUUCAAAUCUUAUCAGAAAGUUUUGAGGAUGGGCCUCAGAUGAUGAAUUGGUUGUUUUACCCAGGGGGCAACAUUGACCGCUACUGUCUUUACCAGAAAGCAAGACUGGAGGAUGGCUUAGCUUUGGUAUUUAUGUCUAGUGAGCUGGGAGAACAUUCAGUUACCACUAGAGACAUUGAUGUCAAUGAGAACACAAUUGUCCAGUUUGAGAUAAAUGUAGGCUGUACAGCAGCAAGCUCAUCAUUAAAUUCUGUUCGUCUGGAAUACUCACGUGACUUUGGGGCUACAUGGAACCUUUUAGUUCCUUUGUGCACAGGUGGUCCAAUACCCAAUGCUCUUUGCUCAGCUGAACACCACCCAGCCAGCAUCUACUACCCUGGUUCUUUUAGAGGCUGGAGAAGGGAAGUGAUUCACAUUGGAAAACUGCAUGUAUGUGGAUCUGUUCGAUUUCGUUGGUACCAAGGCUUCUAUUUGUCUGGCAUGGUACCUCCAACCUGGGCCCUGGACAAUGUUUAUGUUGGUCCUCAGUGUCAAAAGAUGUGCAGUGGGCAUGGGACAUGUGUUAGGGGCACCCACUGUCAAUGUGACCCUGGUUACUCUGGUAUAGAAUGCUCUGUUCCAGAUGUGCCAAAUCCAGACUUCCUGAAAGAAGAUUUUGAAGUUGAUACUUCAGAAGCUGAGAAUUUCAAAAUGGUGAGUGGAGGAAAGCCGUCUAGGAAAUGUGGCAUCAUGGCCAGUUCAAACCACCUGUUGUUUAACGAGGAUGGUUUACGUAUGUUGGAAACAAUAGACAUGGAUUUGUCUGAUGCAAGAUUUGUACAGUUCUUUUUGCGUUUGGGCUGUGGGAAAACUUCCCCAGACCCACGUUCCCAGCCUGUGCUACUCCAGUUUUCAGUAAAUGGAGGAUUAUCCUGGAAGCUGCUACAGAAAUUUUUCUAUACUAACAGCAGUAAUCAGGCUGAGCUUAUUGCCCUAAAGAUUCCACUGCAAGCCCUCACUACUGAAACUCGCUUACGUUGGUGGCAGCCAGCUGAACAUGGAUACUUCUACAGUCCCUGGGUCAUUGACAAGGUAGUGGUGGGUGGCAGUGCCAGUGGUUGGGGUCCUCUGGAGGAUAACUUCUCCACCACAGAUGAACAGUUGUGGCUUCUUCAUCCUGGUGGCACACACAUGCCUGUGUGUGGCUCUGAUGGCAAUGCGUUUGCAUUCAUUGAAAAAUCUAACACUCGUUAUGCUAUCACAACUGAUAUCAGUGUAGGGCAGGAUGCCUUGAUUCAGUUUGACUUCUCUGCUUCUUGCUCUGUCACCUCCUCCUGCUAUUCAGUGGAAUUGGACUACUCUCUCGAUCUUGGACUUAAUUGGCAACCCCUCCUAAGAGAGUGUUUACCCACAAGUUCAGAUUGUUCCUCUUACACACUUCAGAAUUUCUUAGUGUCAGAUACCUACAACAAAUGGGGCAGAGUUACCAUACCCAUCCCAGCCUAUGCCAGAUCUACAUCCACUCGAUUCCGAUGGCUUCAGAAGGCACCGUUUGACAAGCAGCAAACCUGGGCUUUAGACAACCUCUACAUUGGAGAUGGUUGUCCUGACAUGUGCUCUGGUCAUGGUCAUUGCAAGCAUAAUUUCUGUGUGUGUGACCCAGGGUGGGGAGGAAGGUACUGUGAUGAAGCCAUUCUACCCCUCUUGUCCCAAGUAAAGGACAGCUUUAGUCGUGCACCCUCCCUCAAUCACUGGCGUCUAUUAACUGGUGGAAAACUGAGUACAGUAUGUGGGGCUGUAGCAUCAGGUACAGCGCUGCACUUUAGUGAGCUCUGUACUCGUCAGCUGGUAACUGUGGAUUUGAACUUGACCAAUGCUGAGUUUGUACAGUUCUACUUCAUGUAUGGCUGCAUGGCACCCCCUACCACCAGAAACCAGGGUGUAUUACUGGAGUUCAGCCUGAAUGGAGGCAUCAGCUGGAGAUUACUGACUGAGAUAAACUAUGACCAAUACAGCAAGCCAGGGUUUGUGAAUGUUCUCUUGCCCCCAACUGCCAAGGCAGUGGGAGUACAGCUUCGUUGGUGGCAGCCACAACAUGAUGGAUCAGAUCGUGGAGACUGGGCACUUGACAAUGUGCUUGUUUCUGGCUCAGAUACACAUGCUCAAAUCUCAGACACAUUUGGAGUUGCAUUGCCCAUUCAUGAGAGGUCUCCAGCUGACGGCACACUUGGAACACUUACUGGCCACAUCAGGACAGUAAGCAAGGGAGAAAAAAGCAGCAAGAGAAGAGUUAGUGACCACUGGCUCUUCUCAGAAGACUGCUCUGUGCAACACUUUUGCAACUCCUCAGAUGACGUAAUGGUAUGUGGCAAAGUAGAUAGCCAAGAAGUGUAUGCUGUAACACAUGAUAUCAUCCCAGACAAAGGUUGGGUCAUGCAGUUUAAGAUUGCAGUUGGCUGCAAUAUGCCAGAAAGACAUGCUGAUCAACAUGUCCAUGUACAAUAUUCAGUAGACUUUGGUGUCUCCUGGAAGUACCUUGUGCCACAGUGCCUUCCAGCUGACCCUCACUGUGGAGAGCAAGUGUCCCUGCCAUCUGUUUUCUUUGCUGCAAAAGGCUGGAAAAGAGCUGUUUAUCCUCUUCCUGACAGCCUUAAAGACAUAGCUGUGAGGUUCCGGUUCUACCAGCUGCAUUCAGACACACAAUGGGCAGUAGGUAACAUUUACAUUGGACCUGCAUGUGACAACCACUGUGGUGGUCAUGGUGACUGUCUAGAUCAGCACUGCCUUUGUGAUCCAGGAUUUUCUGGACAAAAUUGCUAUGCUAACUCAAUUUUGAAGGGAACCUUAAAGGAGCGAUUUGAAUGGCAGGGGUCCCCUGGUCCACAGUGGGAAAUUUUGGAGGGAGGCUAUGCAUGCACAGACUGUAGAUCACUGGUUGAGGGAAAGGCACUUUAUUUUAAUGGAGCUAAUACAAGGCAGGCUGUAACUGCUGAUCUUGAUCUACGUGGAGCCAAGUUUGUAGAGUACUGGACCAUUAUUGGAAGUGAAGACAUUAUGAGUAUGUGCCACUAUCAAUCUUGUAGAACAGAAGAUGUACUAUUGGAUUAUUCAACUGAUGGAGGUAUAUCAUGGACACUCCUUCAUGAGAUGGAUUAUUUGAAGUAUUUGUCAGUAAGAAGAGAUUACAUUCUUUUGCCUGUGGGAGCUAUGACCAAUGCUACACGCCUGCGUUGGUGGCAGCCGUUCAAGAUGUCUUCAGGUUUGGUAACUCCAAAUUUUGACCGUGCUCAGUGGGCCCUAGAUAAUAUUCUGGUUGGAGGCUCUGAAAUCAACCCCAGCACCCUCUUGGACACCUUUGAUGAAGAGGAUAUAUCUCAUGAUGUAAGCUGGAAUUUCUAUCCAAAUGGUGUGCGAACAGCUGGUUUUUGUGGCAAUCCAACAUUCCAUCUCUAUUGGCAAAACCAAAACCAGGAUGGAACCUAUAAUAUCUUGACUACUCGAGAGUUAAUUGUCCAACCAGGAUACAUCCUGCAAUUUAAGAUUGUGGUAGGCUGUGAUGCAGAAAUCUGUGAAGAUCAUCAUCCGGUGAUUCUACAAUAUAAAAAAGAUGCCAGGUCAGACCAUUGGCACUUAGUGCAGUCCGCAUGCCUCCCUUCUUCUGUGAAUAAUGUGGGGUGUUCGCCAUUCCAGUUCCAUGACUCCAGCAUCUACAGCCCAGUGAACAGCUUAGUAUGGACAAGAAUUACUUUGCAGCUACCUGACCACAUCUCCUCUGGUGCAACACAGUUUCGCUGGAUUCAGAAGGAGGAUGCUGGUGAGCGAUUUGGCUGGGGAGUUGAUAAUGUCUACAUUGGUGAAGCAUGUCCAGGUCUUUGCAGCGGACAUGGUUACUGCACAACUGGAGCAGUGUGUCUUUGUGACGAAGGGCACUAUGGUGAUGAUUGCUCCCUGUGGAACAGUGAUCUUCCCACUUCUAUCAAAGACAACUUUGAGUCUGGGUCUGUGUCAAAGGACAGCUGGAGUGUCAUUCAGGGUGGAAGGGUAAGCAGUGGUUGUGGCCAGCUUUCCCCACAUGCCCAUGGAGAUUCUCUAUAUUUUAAUGGCUGCAAAAUGAGACAGGCCAUCUCCAAACCUCUGGAACUUUCCAGGGCCAGCAAGAUCAUGUUUGUGCUGCAGAUUGGAAGCAUGGCACAAACAGACAGCUGUAACUCGGCUUUGAACCAGGUUGACACUGCUGACCGGGCUGUGCUGCUCCAGUACAGUGUUAACAAUGGAGUCAGCUGGCAUGUCAUUGCUCAACACCAGACUAAAGAUUUCAUCAAAGCCCAGAGAGUCUCUUAUAACAUUCCCCUUGAAGCCCGUGUGAAAGGAGUUCAGUUGCGAUGGUGGCAGCCACGUCAUGGUGGUACAGGGAAAGACCAGUGGGCUCUAGAUCAUGUGGAAGUUGUUCUAGUCAGCUCCCGUAAACAAAACUACAUGAUGAACUCCGCCAGACAGUCGGGUCUAAGCCACUACUUUAACAGGAAGAGGAGGACAUUACUACACUUCACUUACUAGAAAGCACAAAAAUCAACUACCACAAGUGGAUUUCUGUCAUAGCAAAACAACCUCUUCAAUCUAAGAGCAAUUACAACUUGAAAAGGGAGAAGUAAAAGAAAAAAAUCAGCUAUUUACAAUUAAUGAGCAUGGAGAAUUUAUAACUUUCGAGAGCCACAUCAUUAUUAGGCCUGUCUCACAAAGCGGAUCAUACACAUUUAUUGCCAUCUGCCAAAAUUAAGCAUGUUAUUUGGUUUUACAUUUGGUGACCAUAAUCCUGUAGCUUACUUGGCUUAUACACACACACAUACACACACACACACACACACACACGAACACACAAACCGUUCAGAAAUUUUUUAUAGACUAUGCAACUAUUACAACCCCAAUUCCAAACAAAAAAAAAUUACAAAUGGUGAAAAAGGUUAUAUGUAAAUAAAAACAGAAUGAAAUGCAUUAUAAACUGAUAUAAUAAUAUGAUCAUUUGUACCAUUUAAAAAUAAAUUAUAAUAAUUUUAUUCUGAAUUUGAUGGCAUCAAUAUUUCUAUAAAUGGGACAGGGCAACAAGAAGCUGGAAAACUAUGUGCUAAUAAAAUAAAAUGCAGGGAUAUUUUUGAAACUAAUUAGGUUAAUUAGCAAAAAGUAAAUACCAUGACUGGGUAUACAAAGUGUACAGAUGUUCAUGUGGAACUAUUUCAGAAUAAUGUUCAACAUCAUAUUACAUAGAAUUUGAAUAUCUCUAUCAUCAAAAAAUUCAGAGAUUCUGGAGAAAUCUCUGUGUGCAUGCAACAAUGGCAAAAAUCAAUAUUGUAUGCCCUCGAUCUUUGGGCUCUCGGGUGGCAGCACUGCAUUAAAAACAGGUAUGAUUCUGUAAUUAAAUUCACCAAAUCCUCCACCUCUAGGAAUCAUUGUCUGUGAACAAAUUUUGCUAUGCCAUCUACAACUACAGGUUAAUGUUCUUUCAUGCAAAGAAGCUGGCAUGACCCAGAAUAUACAUAAAUAUAAACAUACAUAUGUAUGUAUAUGUGUUUGUGUGUGUGAACUGAUGUUAAAAGAAGAGGAGAUGCUAGACAGUGGUAAAUAAUGCCAUGUUCCAAUUAUUUUUUUGUUUUGUUUUUUAGUCGUUGCAGCCAUCAAAUAAUAAUAAAAAAAAAAACCUUAGUUUUCUUGAACAGUUCUUGACAGUUUCUCAAAUUAAACAUGACAUGUUUUCAAUUGUUAAAUUCUGAAUAAAAUAAGGAUUUAUGAGAUUUGCAGUUCAUUGCAUUCUGUAUUUAUUACAAUUUUGGAAUUGUGGUUGUAUAAGCAUAUUUGCAUUUUUGUGACCCCCCCCCAGUUCACUACAACAAUAAAUAGAUCAAAUAAAUAUUUGCAUAAUGCAUCCAUAUUUCUGCAUGUCCAUGUUGCUUAGAGUAUUAAAAACAAAGUAUUAAUAUAUAGUACAUUUUGAACAGAUACAAAUGUGCGAUUAAGU